This is a messenger RNA of Mesorhabditis belari, 1263 nucleotides long. NCBI's taxonomy places the organism in Eukaryota, Metazoa, Nematoda, Chromadorea, Rhabditida, Rhabditidae. The record is from the annotation of a GenBank genome assembly.
AUGGUCAUCAUUGAACAGUCAUUAAUCGACUUGCCAACAUUGUUGACAAACACAAUUCGACACACCGCAAAGAUGAAAGAUCGAUCGAGAGUGGCCUUUGCAUACAAAAGAAUCAAUAAACGUAUCGAGAGAGCAGCCAAAACGUGUCAUGAUGUUGCAAUCAACACAACGAUCACUUUUCAACAAGUACUCUACGAAAUUGAUGAGCUUCAACAAGCGACAAUGGGAGCUGAAUCGCGGAAUCAAGUUGUAGUGGGACAACACAAGAACACGUCGAUCUUUCUUGCUCAACGAGAAGCUAGUAUGAGAGAAAAGUUGAAAGAUAUUGAGCGGCGAUAUAAAGAGAUACAGGAGGACCGAAAGAGAGCGUUGAAAGAGUUUCAGAAGCAGUACGAUAAAACGGGAAAGCUUGGGCGAAUGCUUGCCGCAGCAGCCAUUGAUCUUGUUUCUUUUAUACCACAAGCAUUUAUGACAGUUUAUACUGGCGGUGCUAUGGCUGCGAGUGGAUCACAGUCGGGAAGUGAUCCUUUUGAUGGAAUGAGUAAUGGAAAUUUGAAUUCAGAAUCAACAAUGGCCAGAUUGGAAAGAAUCGAUAAGGACAAACUGUCACUUGCAAAUGCUCGACUAGCUGAAGAAAGUGCUCGUGAAAAGGCCCAAUUCGAUGCGAUGCUCAAGGAAAAAGAAGCCUUUGCAGAAGUGAUCGCCCAGCUUCAAUCAAUCAAUUUAGAGGUGGUGAAUCUGGAAGAAGUGAUGAAAGUGCUCAGACAAGCUGUUCAACAUUUGGGCAAGAUUCGAAAUCAAUGGAGCCAAUUGGCCGACUACUUUUCGACGCUUAAAAUCGUCAUCGAAACGAAGUUGAUUGGGGAAAAUCUCAACGAGCUGCUUGAAGACAACGAGCAACUGGCAGUGACUGGGUUCAUUGAAGAGUUCUCUCUUGAGACUUCACUGAGAUUCAUCGGCUAUUGUAUACAAAUCGAGAACUCGGCCAAACUGUAUCUCAGCGUCUCAAAGGAUUACAUUUUUCCAGUGCUCGGACGAGUCGGUGGCCAGUUUGGGUUGUCGAAAAGUUCGGCCAAGGCUGAACAACAGCAUUUCGCUUCUCAUUAUGAUAAAACAAUGGCCGGAGUGAAAGGGCUUGUCGAUGCAGAGAAGAAACAGCUCGACGCCCGUUUUGAGCGACAAAUCGACAUUUACUGGAAAAGUCUAAAGAUCUCUCAGCAAAAACAAAUCACUCAACUACUCAAUGGAACUCAAUUACUUAAC